AAAAGUGACAACAGUAUGCUGAAGCGAAAGCAGAGCUCAAGGGUAGAGGCCCAGCCAGUCACCGACUUUGGGCCUGAUGAAUCCCUGUCAGAUAAUGCUGAUAUCCUGUGGAUCAACAAACCAUGGGUACACUCCUUGUUGCGAAUCUGUGCGAUCAUCAGUGUCAUUUCAGUUUGUAUGAAUACACCAAAGACAUUUGAACAUUACCCACCUCUUCAGUAUGUUACAUUUGCACUUGAUACCUUACUCAUGUUUCUCUACACUGCCGAAAUGAUUGCAAAAAUGCACAUACGAGGAAUUGUCAAGGGUGACACAUCUUAUGUAAAGGAUCGUUGGUGCGUUUUUGAUGGAUUCAUGGUCUUUUGUCUUUGGGUCUCAUUGGUUUUACAGGUAUUUGAAAUCGCAGACGUAGUUGAUCAAAUGUCUCCUUGGGGAAUGUUACGGAUCCCACGUCCUAUGAUAAUGAUUCGAGCUUUCCGAAUUUAUUUCCGAUUUGAGCUUCCAAGAACAAGGAUAACAAAUAUUUUAAAGCGUUCAGGAGAACAAAUAUGGAGUGUUUCAAUAUUUUUAUUAUUUUUCCUACUUUUAUAUGGGAUCCUUGGAGUCCAGAUGUUUGGAACAUUUACUUAUCACUGUGUUACAAAUGACACACAGUCUGGAAAUGUAACAUGGAAUAAUUUAGCCAUUCCAGAUACCCACUGUUCUCCAGAUGGGGAAGGAUAUCAGUGCCCUAGGGGCUUUAAGUGCAUGGACUUAGAAAAUCUUGGACUGACCAGACAGGAACUUGGCUACAGUGGCUUUAAUGAGAUUGGCACCAGCAUAUUUACUGUUUAUGAAGCUGCUUCUCAAGAAGGCUGGGUUUUCCUUAUGUAUAGAGCCAUUGACAGUUUCCCCAGAUGGCGCUCCUAUUUCUAUUUCAUCACUUUAAUCUUCUUUCUCGCCUGGCUGGUUAAGAAUGUCUUUAUAGCUGUGAUUAUUGAAACAUUUGCUGAAAUUAGAGUGCAGUUUCAACAGAUGUGGGGUUCCAGAAGCAGCACUACCUCAACCGCCACUACACAGAUGUUUCAUGAAGAUUCUGCUGGAGGCUGGCAACUAGUUGCUGUGGAUGUGAACAAGCCCCAAGGCAGAGCACCAGCUUGUCUUCAGAAAAUGAUGAGAUCCUCUAUUUUUCACAUGUUCAUUCUGAGUAUGGUUGCUGUGGAUGUCAUUGUUGCUGCCAGUAAUUACUACAAAGGAGAAAACUUUAAAAGACAUUACGAUGAGUUCUAUCUGGCUGAGGUUGCUUUCACUGUCCUGUUUGAUUUGGAGGCUCUGCUUAAGAUCUGGGGCUUGGGUUUUACAGGCUACAUCAGUUCAUCUCUGCAUAAAUUUGAGCUGCUCCUUGUUGUUGGAACCACCCUUCAUAUUUACCCUGAUCUUUACCACUCACAGUUUACUUACUUUCAGGUUCUACGGGUAGUUCGACUGAUCAAAAUAUCACCUGCCCUUGAAGAUUUUGUGUAUAAAAUAUUUGGACCUGGUAAAAAGCUAGGAAGCCUUGUCGUGUUCACUGCCAGUCUUUUAAUUGUGAUGUCUGCAAUCAGUUUACAAAUGUUUUGCUUUGUGGAAGAAUUGGAUCGAUUUACAACAUUCCCACGGGCAUUUAUGUCAAUGUUUCAAAUUCUGACACAGGAAGGAUGGGUGGAUGUCAUGGAUCAAACUCUCAUUGCUGUUGGACAUAUGUGGGCACCAGUGGUUGCAAUUUACUUUAUCCUGUAUCACCUCUUUGCUACUCUGAUCCUACUCAGCUUGUUUGUUGCAGUAAUCCUGGACAACCUUGAGCUUGAUGAAGAUUUGAAAAAGCUUAAACAGCUAAAACAAAGUGAAGCAAAUGCUGACACCAAAGAGAAAUUACCCUUAAGACUCAGAAUCUUUGAAAAAUUUCCAAAUAGGCCACAAAUGGUAAAGAUUUCCAAGCUUCCUUCAGAUUUCACAGUGCCCAAGAUAAGGGAAAGUUUCAUGAAACAGUUUAUUGAUCGUCAGCAGCAGGAUACAAGUUGCUUACUACGAAGACUUCCAUCGGCCUCCUCUUCUUCCUGCGACCAUUCCAAAAGAUCUGGAAUUGAGGAAAACAAGUACAUUGACCAAAAGCUUCGGAAAUCAGUUUUCAGUAUCAGAGCAAGAAACCUUCUGGAAAAGGAAACAGCAGUGAAUAAAAUUCUAAGAGCAUGCACAAGACAGCGCAUGCUGAGUGGAUCCUUUGAUGGACAGCCUGCAAAAGAGAGGUCAAUUCUUAGUGUGCAGCAUCACAUAAGGCAAGAACGAAGAUCACUAAGACAUGGAUCAAACAGCCAGAGGAUCAGCAGAGGGAAAUCACUUGAAACACUCACUCAGGAUCAUUCUAGUACAGUGAGAUACAGAAAUGCACAGAGGGAGGACAGCGAAAUCAAAAUGAUUCAGGAGAAAAAGGAACAAGCAGAAAUGAAAAGGAAAGUACAAGAAGAAGAACUGCGAGAAAAUCACCCAUACUUCGAUAAGCCCCUUUUCAUUGUAGGCCGUGAGCACAGAUUUCGAAAUUUCUGCAGAGUGAUUGUUCGAGCACGAUUUAAUGCUUCGAAAACAGAUCCCAUUACAGGAGCAGUGAAGAGCACCAAAUAUCACCAACUGUAUGACUUGCUUGGCUUGGUGACCUAUCUUGAUUGGGUUAUGAUCGUUGUUACUAUAUGUUCUUGCAUAUCUAUGAUGUUUGAAUCCCCAUUCAGAAGAAUAAUGCACACACCCACUUUACAGAUUGCAGAGUAUGUUUUUGUGAUAUUCAUGAGCAUUGAAUUAAAUCUGAAGAUUAUGGCAGAUGGCUUGUUUUUUACACCCACGGCUGUCAUAAGAGAUUUUGGAGGAGUGAUGGACAUAUUUAUAUAUCUUGUCAGUUUAAUUUUCUUGUGCUGGAUGCCUCAAAGUGUUCCUGCCAAAUCUGGAGUUCAGCUUUUAAUGGUAUUGCGCUGUUUAAGACCACUACGAAUAUUCAAGCUGGUGCCUCAGAUGAGGAAAGUUGUGCGUGAGCUUUUUAGUGGAUUCAAGGAAAUAUUUCUGGUAUCUAUUCUUCUGCUGACACUAAUGUUAGUAUUUGCCAGCUUCGGUGUUCAGUUGUUUGCUGGGAAGCUGGCGAAGUGCAAUGAUCCACAUAUUCACAGGAGGGAAGAUUGCCAUGGAAUAUUUCGGAUAAAUGUUAGUGUUUCAAAAAAUUUAAAUUUGAAGCUUAAACCAGAAGAAAAAAAGCCAGGGUUUUGGGUUCCAAGGGUCUGGGCAAAUCCACGCAAUUUCAAUUUUGACAAUGUUGGAAAUGCUAUGCUUGCACUGUUUGAAGUAUUGUCGCUGAAAGGCUGGGUAGAAGUCAGAGAUGUUAUCAUACAUCGUGUCGGACCAAUCCAUGGAAUUUAUAUUCACGUAUUUGUGUUUCUUGGCUGUAUGAUAGGACUGACCCUUUUUGUCGGUGUGGUGAUAGCAAACUUUAAUGAAAAUAAGGGUACAGCUUUGCUGACAGUAGAUCAAAGAAGAUGGGAAGAUUUGAAAAGCAGACUCAAGAUAGCCCAACCACUUCAUCUCCCACCUCGCCCAGAUAAUGAUGGAUUUAGAGCACGAAUGUACGAUAUAACUCAACAUCCAUUCUUCAAGAGGACCAUUGCUGUCCUUGUAUUGGCACAAUCUGUGUUGUUAUCCGUCAAGUGGGAUGUGAAUGAGCCAGUUACUGUUCCUCUAGCAACUAUGUCAGUAGUCUUCACGUUCAUUUUUGUUCUGGAGGUAACCAUGAAGAUAACAGCUAUGUCACCAGCUGGAUUUUGGCAAAGUAGAAGAAAUCGAUAUGAUCUCCUUGUAACUUCACUUGGGGUUAUCUGGGUGGUACUCCAUUUUGCCCUUCUGAAUGAAUACACUUACAUGAUGGGCGCAUGCAUAAUAGUCUUUAGAUUUUUCUCCAUUUGUGGAAAACAUGUUACCCUGAAGAUGCUAUUACUGACUGUUGUAGUCAGCAUGUACAAAAGUUUCUUCAUUAUAGUGGGCAUGUUCCUUCUGCUGCUUUGCUAUGCGUUUGCAGGAGUUGUUCUAUUUGGCACUGUGAAAUAUGGUGAAAACAUUAACAGACAUGCAAACUUCUCCACAGCAGGAAAAGCUAUAACUGUACUCUUCAGAAUAGUAACAGGAGAAGACUGGAAUAAAAUAAUGCACGACUGCAUGGUACAGCCCCCUUUUUGCACUCCAGAUCACAGCAGAUACUGGGAAACUGAUUGCGGAAAUUAUGCAGGAGCGCUUAUGUAUUUUUGCUCCUUCUAUGUCAUCAUUGCUUAUAUAAUGUUAAAUUUACUUGUUGCCAUAAUUGUGGAAAAUUUCUCCCUUUUUUACUCAACUGAAGAAGACCAGUUAUUAAGUCCUAAUGAUCUGCGCCAUUAUCAGAUUAUAUGGAAUAUGGUUGAUGAUAAAAGAGAGGGUGUUAUCCCAACUUUCCGUGUGAAGUUUCUUCUGAGAUUGCUGCGUGGAAGAUUGGAGGUAGAUUUGGACAAGGAUAAGCUUUUAUUUAAGCACAUGUGUUACGAAAUGGAGAGACUGCACAGUGGAGGAGAUGUGACUUUCCAUGAUGUACUGAGUAUGCUUUCAUACAGAUCUGUGGAUAUCCGUAAAAGCCUACAGCUAGAAGAACUGCUAGCAAGAGAACAACUAGAAUACACAAUAGAGGAAGAAGUAGCUAAACAGACAAUAAGGAUGUGGCUGAAAAAAUGUUUGAAACGUAUUAGAGCUAAACAACAGCAAUCCUGCAGCAUAAUUCACAGCCUCCGAGAGAGCCAACAGCAAGAAUUGAGUAGGUUUUUGAACCCUCCUAGUAUUGAAACAACACAGCCAAGUGAUGAUAUGCAUCUAAGUAACCAGGAUAAUGCCCAGCCAGAGACAAGCAGUCAACAGCAACUCCUUAGCCCAACGCUUUCUGACAGAGGUGGAUAUCGACAAGAUUCCCUUGAAGCUGGUAAACCACAGAGAAAAUUUGGUCAAUGGCGUCUGCCAUCAGCUCCAAAACCUAUAAGUCAUUCUGUAUCAUCUGUUAAUCUGAAAUGUGGUGGUCGCACAACCAUGAAGUCUGUAGUGUGCAAGAUGAAUGCGAUGUCAGAUUCAGCAUCUUGUGGCUCUGAAGUCAAGAAAUGGUGGACGCGUCAACUAACUGUAGAAAGUGAUGAAAGUGGGGAUGAUCUUCUAGACAUGUGAAAAAGUGAAAUCAGGAUGGCAGUAUAUUAAUGGAGAAUACCAACAGGUUUAAAAUGACACGUUUCAUGUUAUUUUGAACUCGAUUUGUCAUGUAACACUAGCACAACAUUAGGGGCCAAAAUUAACUGUUGUACUUGACACAGUAUUUCAAAUGCCAAAUAUUUAAUGUAACACAUACACGGUAUGUUGUCUAAUUAAUU
Molecule: messenger RNA, 5426 nt
Organism: Bombina bombina (fire-bellied toad)
Lineage: Eukaryota; Metazoa; Chordata; Amphibia; Anura; Bombinatoridae
Gene: NALCN
Product: sodium leak channel, non-selective
Exons: 43
Coding region: 16-5226 (1736 amino acids)
Biological process (GO): transmembrane transport; monoatomic ion transport
Cellular component (GO): membrane
Molecular function (GO): monoatomic cation channel activity
Source: RefSeq, a predicted model, not a curated record